Glycine soja is the source of this 884-nucleotide messenger RNA. RefSeq names its product calmodulin-like protein 11. The transcript has 4 exons. Gene Ontology annotation, molecular function: enzyme regulator activity; calcium ion binding. The coding region runs from base 118 to 570 and encodes 150 amino acids. The record is from RefSeq and is a predicted model, not a curated record. Lineage: Eukaryota; Viridiplantae; Streptophyta; Magnoliopsida; Fabales; Fabaceae.
CCAGCUAAGAUUGAGCUAGCUAUUCUCUACACAUUUAAUUCUCUCUCCCUCUCUCUCUCUCUCUCUCUCUCUCUUUUCUGAGUCACAAAAUAUUGUUUUUGUACAAACAUUAACACCAUGGCAGAUGUCCUGAGUGAAGAACAGAUUGGUGAGAUCAAAGAAGCCUUUGGCUUGUUUGACAAAGAUGGAGAUGGGUGCAUUACUGUGGAAGAAUUGGCCACUGUUAUUCGGUCAUUGGAUCAGAACCCCACAGAAGAAGAGCUCCAAGACAUGAUAAACGAGGUCGAUACAGAUGGCAAUGGAACCAUUGAAUUUGUUGAGUUUUUGAACUUAAUGGCCAAGAAAAUGAAGGAAACUGAUGCAGAGGAAGAUCUCAAAGAGGCUUUCAAGGUGUUUGACAAGGAUCAAAAUGGCUACAUUUCAGCAAGUGAGUUGAGGCACGUUAUGAUCAAUCUGGGUGAAAAACUAACUGAUGAAGAGGUGGAGCAGAUGAUUAAAGAAGCUGAUUUGGAUGGUGAUGGUCAAGUUGACUAUGAUGAAUUUGUCAAGAUGAUGAUGAUUAUUGGAUGAAAAUUUAAACCAACAAAUUUAUUGUUCGAAUUCGUUUUUGUGCCCCACUCUCAUUUACUCCCAAGAAAUUAAUAAGUCUUCCAAUUAAUGUUUGUUGUAUUUAACUUGUACACAUGAUGUGAAUGACCAAUGUAUUAGAGUGACAUCUCAGCCACCCAUUUCAUGUUCAAACUUCAACCCAUAAUUAUUCUUUCAGUUUUAGUUUAGUAUUCCUUAUGUUUUACAAUUAAUUAGAGUAAAUUUAUUCAAGAACCGUUGAAAUUAGACUCUUUCUUUCUUGAAACAUUAAUGUAUGCUACAAUUUUAUUUUAUUU